AUGUCUUCAAAUGAUACUAGUAUUCGUCAACUUCAACUAGCUACUCAAUAUAUCGCAAUUGCUAUAGGUUUUCCUAUUCUGAUCGCUGGAAUUAUUGGUAAUUUUUUAAAUAUUUUAGUUUUUCUCACCUUGGGAAAUUAUAAAACUAAUGCUAGCUCAUUUUAUAUGCUUGCAAAAUCAAUUUUUGAUUUAAGUGCACUUAUAUUUGGUCUCAUUGGUCAUAUUCUCAUUCAAGGUUUUCGUUCAAGUGCAUUGACAAGUGAAACUUGGUGUCGAAUACGUAUUCCAUUAUUAUAUAUCAGUUCACUUUCAUCUUAUACUUGUCUCUGUUUACAAUCGAUUGAUUCAUUUUUAUGUUCUUCACGCAAUGCUGUUUUACGUCAACAGAGCACUGUUCAGCGAGGCAGAUAUUUAAUUCUUGGUUUUUUAUUACUAUGGUUUUGUAAUGAGUGUCCAUAUUAUUUCAUGCAACAAUUAUCUAUUAUACCUAAUUGGAGAUGUCAAACAACAAAUACACUCUAUGCUCAAUAUCGUAGUUAUUUUACUAUUCUAACAUUAUCAGUGAUUGCUCCAAUAGUAAUAACUAGUUUGUUUGGAUACCUUUCAUAUCGAAAUCUGCAUCUAUCGAAUUUAAAUAGACAACCAACAGUUUCGAAUUUUAGUAGACAAAUGAUCAGUAUGACUUUAUUGGCAAUUCUUAUUGUCAUUCUAUUUCAAUUGCCAUAUGCAAUUGCACAAAUGUAUUUUACAGCAACAGCAAAUUAUUCAAAGAGUAUUUAUCGUCAAACACAAGAACAAUUAGCCAAUGUUUUCUUCUUUAUUUAUACUUACAAUGCUAGUGUGAGUUCUUUCUAUGCUUAUUGUAUAGCUUCACAGCGAUUUCGACAACAAAUCGUACAAGUACUGAAACAGUUGAAAACAAUUUUUCAAAGAAGAAAUCAAGUCUUACCAUUUACUGAAACUGGUCGUUCAGCGACGCAAAAAAAGACAACUCAAUUAUAA
Messenger RNA from Adineta steineri, 1002 nucleotides. NCBI's taxonomy places the organism in Eukaryota, Metazoa, Rotifera, Eurotatoria, Adinetida, Adinetidae. The record is from the annotation of a GenBank genome assembly.